Molecule: messenger RNA, 832 nt
Organism: Salvia miltiorrhiza (redroot sage)
Lineage: Eukaryota; Viridiplantae; Streptophyta; Magnoliopsida; Lamiales; Lamiaceae
Product: CASP-like protein PIMP1
Exons: 3
Coding region: 132-632 (166 amino acids)
Source: RefSeq, a predicted model, not a curated record
GAAAUAUUCUCACGAUUGAUAGCUGGCCAUGAUCAUCAUACACAUAUCUCAAAUGUAUAAAUAACCCCAAAACCUAGCUUCAAUUUCACAGCAUUAGAGAAAAAACAAAUUGAUCUCUAACUAGAGAAAAAAUGGCUCCGCCGCCGUCCUACGCCGUGUCUCCGCUCGUGUCGCUCAUCGUGAGGAUUUUAACCUUCAUAUGCCUCUUGAUAUCGCUCAUCCUCCUCGCCACCGCCACCGGCACGGCUUCGACCACCUACGGGGACGUCGAAGUCAGAUUCAAAGAUUUCAUAUCAUACCGAUAUCUAUGUGCCGCAGUGGUGAUGGGAUUAGUGUACACAGCCGUGCAAAUGGGCUUCACUGUAUACCAAAUGACAACUGGAAAUCGAUUUGGAGGAGAUGGUCUUGUUUAUAUUGAUUUCUAUGGUGACAAGGCGGCAUCGUACAUUCUUGCCACGGGCGGGGCGGCGAGCAUCGGAAUGGCCGUGGACUUGAAGGACUUAGGAGAGGUGUUGGGCAUCGGCAAUUUUAUGAGCGUCGCCAACGCCGCCGCCAGCCUUUGCUUGCUCGCAUUCCUUUGCUCCGCCGUGUCGUCAGUUUUUUCGUCGCUUGCUCUUCCCAAAAGAGUCUAAUUUUUUAGUGUUUUUUUCUAUUUAAUAUUGAUUGCAUUUUGUUAAGUUUAAUUUGGUUGGUAUGUGUUGGAGCUUUGCUUAAUUCAUUCUUAUUGUAUGGUUAAUUUCUUGUAAGUAUUGUACGAUUAAGCUCGAUUGUGUUUAUCUAGUUUUAUUUUUUCUUCUUCCUUUUAAUGAUAGUGCAUGGUCCUUUUCUUUUU